Messenger RNA from Exophiala aquamarina CBS 119918, 1125 nucleotides. RefSeq lists its product as uncharacterized. Gene Ontology annotation, molecular function: oxidoreductase activity. Lineage: Eukaryota; Fungi; Ascomycota; Eurotiomycetes; Chaetothyriales; Herpotrichiellaceae. The record is from RefSeq and is a predicted model, not a curated record. The transcript has 2 exons. Bases 1 to 1125 code for a protein of 374 amino acids.
AUGGAAAACACUCCGGUGUCACUUCCAUCGAAUGCAUUGCGCAUUAAUGGAAUCCCAGAAGAUAUGACUGCGGUGCAAAUCAUCGAAUUCAACAAACCUUACAGAAUUUACAAAAUACCUACCCCAACCUACCUUGAAGAAUAUGACAUCCUGCUCAAAACAACAGUUGCAUCAUUUUGCCAUACAGAUUUGAUGGUCAUUGAGGGUAUCUUCCCAACUAAAUUGCCAUGCACGGCUUCACACGAAGGAGCCGGGGUGGUUGCAGCUGUCGGUUCCAAGGUUCGUAAUUUCAAGAUAGGAGAUCGAGUCAUGUCCGGGGAGCCAAAGAAUCCGUGUGGGGUCUGCUACAACUGUAAGGGCCCUAACGAUUGGCAUCAAUACUGCGAGAAUAUUGAGGGCCACAUUGGCGUAUUUAUUGAUGGGGCAUUUGCCGACUAUCACGUCGUCGAUAGCCGGAACAGUUGUUUGAUCCCAGAGAAUGUAAGCUCUUUGAUCGCGGCUCCGCUGGCCUGCGCGGGAAGAACAAUAUAUCGUUCACUCAUCAUCAGUGAACUGAAACCGGAUGAAUGGGUCGCAAUUGUGGGCGCCGGUGGAGGAUUGGGGCACCUUGGCAUUCAGUUUGCGCUGGCAAAAGGUCUUCAAGUGAUUGCCAUUGAGGCGAGAGAUGAAGGAUUGGAAGUAUGUCAGAAAUACGGAGCGAAACAUAUCAUCGAUGCUCGGCAAGGCAGCGAUGAAAUCGUCCGCCAAGUACAGCGUCUCACUGGUGGGCUGGGCGUGCAUGCAUCUAUAAACUUAAGCGAUGAUUCUGCAGAAAUGGCUUGUGCCGUGACAAGGAUGCACGGGGUCAUGAUUCAAGUGUCACAGCCUGAAAAAGUGAGUGUGACAUUUCAACAACUAAUUUUCCGAGACAUUCGAAUCAAAGGAACUUUGAUAGCUGGAUCAGAGUACAGUCAACAAAUGUUGGAUGACGUAGCUAAGCACGACAUCAAGUGCGAGAGCACUAUAUUUUAUGGGCUGGAGCAGGUUCCACAGAUGGUUGAGCUUGCUCAGUCGGGGAAGCUUAAGGGGAAGGCUGUUUGCGUAGUUGACUCAGUUGAGUUAGAAAAAGAAACUGUUUCUGGGUAG